AUGAAAAUACUUAGCUGGAACUGCCGAGGAAUUGGCAACCCUCGGACAGUAAGCUCUCUCCGAGACUGGUGUUGGAGAGAGAUGCCGAAUCUGGUUUUUAUCAUGGAAACCAAAAUUGAUGAAAGGAGACUGGAUGGAAUUAAGAGGAAUUGUGGCUUUACAGAGGGGAUAGCGGUGAGCAGCGUAGGUUUGGCAGGUGGGUUGGGGCUUUGGUGGAGAAAUAUAAAAGUGAGUGUGGUUUCUUUUUCCCGUAACCACAUUGCAGUUGACAUAUUAGAUGAUAAUGAUGACAUUACAUGGAGAGCGGUAGGGGUGUAUGGUUGGCCGGAGAAUAACAAUAAGCACAAAACGUGGCUCCUAAUGAUAACACUAAUGCAGGGUGCUCCUGGCCCUUUGAUUUAUUUUGGUGAUUUUAAUGAAAUAUUGAGGGAGGAGGAGUGUCGAGGAGAGAGAGAUGUAUUGACGGGUUCCGGGAAGUUAUUGAUUAUGUUCGAGUUCGUGAUCUGCAUUACAAAGGAAAGAUUAGACAGAUUUCUAGCUAGUGAUGCUUGGUGCCACAUGUUUCCAAACUAUGAAGUUCAUCAUUUGCCGAUUAACCUGAAGAGCUCAGACCAUUGCCCAAUCCUCUUGAAGGCUGGAAUUCGAGAAGAAAAUAGGAGGCAUACAAAGUUAUUCAGGUUUGAGUCUUUUUGGCUAUCGAAUUCGGAGUGCGAGAAAGUGGUGGCAGAAACCUGGCGCGACAAUGGUAUGUUUACAGUUCCGGAGAGGGUGGAACAUCUCGCUAAUGCUCUAAGGAAAUGGGCAGGAAACAUAUAUGGCAGCAUUCCAAAGAAAAUUAAAAAAGCAGAGGAACAAAUGCGUAUUAUUCAAUUGGGGAGGAUGGAUAAUGCUAAACUAGCGAGAUGUAGGGAGCUGUCUGAGGAAAUUGAGCAUUUACGGCUUCUUGAAGAAUCAUACUGGCACAUUCGGUCUAGAAAGAAUGAGCUUCGUGAUAGAGAUAAAAAUACCUCUUAUUUCCAUCACAAAGCGAGCGCGAGGAGAGCAAAAAAUUGGAUAAUGGGGUUAGAAGAUGAGAAUGGUUCAUGGACUGAGGAUAAAGAAAUUGGAGGAGAUUGUUACUGGUUAUUUCAAUCGGCUAUUCACCACAGAAGGAAUAGUGGAUCUUGA
This is a messenger RNA of Chenopodium quinoa (quinoa), 1167 nucleotides long. RefSeq lists its product as uncharacterized. The coding region runs from base 1 to 1167 and encodes 388 amino acids. The record is from RefSeq and is a predicted model, not a curated record. Gene Ontology annotation, molecular function: catalytic activity. NCBI's taxonomy places the organism in Eukaryota, Viridiplantae, Streptophyta, Magnoliopsida, Caryophyllales, Amaranthaceae. The transcript is spliced from 2 exons.